Heteronotia binoei (common prickly gecko) is the source of this 5992-nucleotide messenger RNA. RefSeq lists its product as uncharacterized. The record is from RefSeq and is a predicted model, not a curated record. NCBI's taxonomy places the organism in Eukaryota, Metazoa, Chordata, Lepidosauria, Squamata, Gekkonidae. Gene Ontology annotation, molecular function: protein binding. The transcript has 28 exons. Bases 25 to 5916 code for a protein of 1963 amino acids.
AGAUGUCACUGGCAGAUACCAUAUAUGAACGUAAGUGAAGAAACAGACUUGCAAGUGAGGACACAUUUAAAACGCCACAUGUAUUUUCACCUCAUGAAGAGCUUCAGCCAUGAAUUGGAGGGUAAAAGUCAAUCACACUUGAGAAAUCCAGAGGCAUUUCAUCUAAAGCCUGAAGUAAAAAUUAUAGAGCAGGUUGAACACCACCAUGCAGCACACUGUGGCUCCUCAGAUGAAUCUCUGGGUAGGGAUGAAGCUGCUGCAUUGACUAAAAAAGGAUUAAUUUCCAUAGCAAAAAAAGCAGAAUCACAGAAAUCAAUGUUUGCAAACAGCUGGCGCCUCCAAACAGAAACAAAGGAUAAAGCCCAUCACUUUGAAAAGUCUGAGACUACAGAUGAAAAGAAAAUCAACAGAGGCAUGACAGAUCCAUCGGGUUCUCUUCUGUUAUCAAAUGCAAAUGACUCAACAGAUAGAGAAGAUAAUGCUGUUCAUUACAGACCCUCCUCUUUAACUACACCUCGUCUGCAAACCCAGACUGAAAAACAACACUCCUUCAGUGCUCUGUGGCUGCAAACCCAAGGAAUGUCUAAUAAUACGAGGAGUUGUCCCCACAGCCCUGCAGAUAUCAAUACAAACAGAGCUGCAAUAAGAGGAUUAAUAAAUUUGCCAUGUUUCUCCAAAAAGAAAAUCUUUAUGGUCUAUAUUUGUGGACAAUAUCAAGAUUCUGAGGCUGAGCGAAAUGCAUUAAUGGAAAAGUCCUUUCCUUGGUUGUACAGCUAUUGUAAAAAGAGAGGUUAUGACUUCCGCAUGUUGGACCUGAGAUGGGGAAUAAAAGAUGGAAUCACUAAUAAUCACCAUGUUGCUUCCUUUCAUAUAAAGACAAUGAGGAAGUGUCAGGAGUUAGGAUUCCAAACUUUUGUGGUUUUCAUUGGGCAAAAGCAUGAUGAUCCCUGCCUCCCAGAAAUAAUAAACAAGGAACAUUUUGAGGCAAUCAAAGACACUAUUGAACGUAUGAAGCUGAGUAUGCAAAAAAGAAGCCCUGUCUUGUCUGGUAGUCUGAAGACAGAAGCGCUUUUAGGAAAAGCAGAUGAGAUUCAAGGUGAAGUUCACCAAGACGUCCUGAGCCUUGAUCUACCAUCAUUCAAAGAACAUGAAGCUAAAAGCCCCAUCAAGGAGGAAGAUGAAGCAGUCAGUUCAAAUGGGCAAGAUUUUGCUACUGCUUUUCCACCCACAGAGAAAACCGAAGUUGAAUAUGAGGAGGAACUUCAGCUUCUCAAUAAGUGGUACCAUUUGGAUGAAAAUUGCAUCCCUGCAAAUUACAGACUUCAGACUAUUGGAGCAGUGUACAGAGACAUCUUUAGCAAGGAUCCUACUCGCAGGCAACAAGCUAAGAACAAGUGGUUGGCAUCUUUUCAGAAACUAUGUAAGAUAUUUCAGGAAUAUGUUCCAGUUGCACUUGACGAAGAAGCUGCCACUGCACUGCUCAAAACAGUGUUGCAACAAGAAGUGGAUCAAGGAUUGCAGAUCCAAGGAUCUCGUGAGGAUCACUGCUACUGCUUCAAAAGAAACAUCACUGACCUGCAGUGCAACUUGUCAAGGAGUCAGGCAUUCAAAUACAUUGACAUUCACCCACAGAAACCACAGAUCGACAAAAAAAAGCAGAAAGCACAUCAGGACUUUGUGGAAAGCAUUCAUUCUAAGCUUCGUCACACAAAUAUCUAUACAAAAAAUGUUGGCUGGGGAAGAGAUGGAAUAAGUCCUGUCAGCAACAGAGCCCAUGCUUACUAUCUGGAGUGCCUUUGCAAUGACUUCCAGAAAAUUGUUAUCAACCAAUUCAACAGAAUGUGUAGUUCAACGGACUUUAAGGAAAGGCUGCAUACAAGAAGUCAAGCACUUGAAAGUCACAAUGAUGAAGAGAUUCUGGAACAUAUCCAGUACUGUCAGGCCUUGGUUAAAUGUAUGGUAGGUAGAGAAACAGUUUUGUGUGAGCUGAAGAAUCUUAUUACAUCUUCAAGCAGAAGAUUAACUAUAAUCUGCGGAGAAGCUGGAUGUGGGAAAAGUACCCUCUCAGCAAAGGCAGCCACACUGGCUUCUAGCUGGAUCUCUGGGAACCUCCGAGUUGUAAUUCGAUUUAUUGGUCUCACUGGUGAAAGCAGAAGUAUCCGACUGAUUCUCUUGAGUCUUUGCUAUCAGAUAGCAGAUAUUUACAAUGUCACUGUUACUUUAUCCAAGGAUUUCAAAGCACUGGUAGAAGAGUUUGCUUCUUUACUGGAAUUUGCAACACCAGACAAGCCACUUUUAAUAUGUCUGGAUGGAAUAGAUGAAUUAUUAGAGGAGAAUAAUGCUGAUCUUUCUUGGAUACCUACUGAACUACCAAAGAAUGUAUAUUUUAUUGCUUCCAUAUGCACUGAAUCAAGUUUUCCCCAUUUACAGGAACUGGAGAAAAUGACAGUAAAAGAGAGCAUUCUACAAAUACCUCCUUUAACAUCUGGAGAAAUCAAUGAGAUAAUAAGUUCCCGGUUACAAAAGGACUGCCGAAGACUCUCUGGUCACCAACAUGCUGUUUUAAUGGACGCCUGUACAGCCUGCCCGCUGCCACUUUAUGUAUCCUGUGCUUAUAAGGAGUCCUGUUUAUGGUCAUCUUUCAGUCCAGAAACCAAGGUGUAUCUUCCUCAAAAUAUACCUGGCCUGUACACACAAACUCUGAGCAGAAUGGAAAAAGUCCAUGGGGAACAAGUUAUGAAAAAGAUGGCUGCUUAUGUGACACUUUCAAGAAAUGGUAUAACACAGGAAGAGCUGCUUGAUCUUAUGUCAAUGGAUGAGGCAGUAAUUCAAGAAAUAGCUAAAUUUCAAAAUGUGACUGUUUCAGCAUUCCCUCUAGUACUGUGGUUGAAGCUUUUGGAUGAUCUUGGAGAGCACUUGAAAGAGCAAAGAAGUGACAACAGUUAUGUUUUCAGCUGGGCCCAUACGUCUCUGAAACAUGUCUGCCUAAAAAGAUACCUCAAAACACAGGAUUCCCAGGUUUCACUACAUGCCACCUUCGCAGACUACUAUCUAGGCAGAAUAUCACAUGGUCUCAGAAAACACAAUGAUGUGUCUACAUUUCAGCCUUUAGCCUGGGUUUUGAAAAAAGAAUCCAAAAUUAGCUAUGUAUUCAACAUGAGGAAACUCCUCGGGACUCCAUAUCAUCUCAUCAAAUCAAAGAAUUGUAUGGCUCUAAUAAAAGAAUGUCUGUUUAAUUAUGAGUUUCUUUUGCACAAAUCCCAGGCUUUGUCGAUUAAUAGCAUAGAAGAUGAUCUCAGAGCAGCCAUCAGUGCAGAAAGGACUGUCCCUGAUUUAGCUUUAUUAAGUGAAGUUCUAAAACUAUCAAGGAAAGUUUUAGUUAAAGACCCUUGUCAGAUGGCUUCCCAGUUGAUAGGUCGCCUCCGUCAGAUUGUGGCAGCAGGUAAACUGGUCACCCUAGGUGAUCCCAAAAAAUAUCUUUAUCUGUCGGCCCUUUUGUCUCAGUGCCUGAAGUCUUCCAUUCCUGUCCUUAUACCUUCAACAUCUUGUCUGAUACCACCUGGUGGACUUCUUUGUGACAUUUUGACAGGUCACCUGGACAAGAUUACCGCAAUAGGAGAAACCCAGAAAGAACUCAUAGUUGCAACAGCCUCCUGCGAUGGGACUUUGAAACUUUGGGAUUUGCAGGCUGGCAAAGUCAUCUUUACUCUGCAUGGUGUUGGAAAGAAUAUCAGUGCUAUUGCAGUGUGUUUGGAGAACAGGUUGGUGGCCGUGUCAGACAAGACCACCAUCAAAAUCUGGGAUCUUUCUUCAAAAAGAGUAAUAUACGCAGCUGGUGAGUUUUUAGAUACUCCAAUAUUAACAUCUGCAAUGAAUGGACAGCUCCUGCUGGUUUUCUUUAAUGGCAACCACAUGGUUCAGGUUUUUGAUCUAACACGUUCGUGUCAACUGGUCCACCAAGGAUUCCUUUCGACAGAAGAAGUACCAAUGCACAAGAACCGUUCUAUUCUGGUAUCAAAGAAUUCUGUGAAAGAAUAUGUUCUCUGUGCCUAUAGAAGUGGAAAUGAAGCAAUGGUCUUCAGUGGCAAAAAGGGGAAAGUAGUUGCUAAGCUGAAAAGCCAAGAGCCAGUGGCUGCUGUUGAGGAUGUGGCUGUAACUAAGGAGUACUUCCUGGUAAUCUUCAGGUGUCCCUUUAUGCAACAGCAUGAGAUUAUGCAAAUAGAACUCUACAAUGUCCACAGCUUUGCCUAUGCUCACAGUCUGAAAGGCUGCUGCAAUGAUUAUGUUCACAUUUUUGCUGUACCUCGUCAGGGAUCUCACCUGGUAGCAUUCAGCCCCAUCCCAAACACCAAUACCACUGAGAUAUUAUUGUGGAACCUGGAGUCUGAAGAACACAAACAUUUGGCUAAAUUUCCUUCAAUCCCAGCUGGUGGUGUAUGUUCUGAUCUUCGAUAUUGUUUAGCAUUUUGUGAUGGAGAAAAUUAUCUUCAGUUAUGGAAUUUGGCUUCAAAGAUCAAUGACCAAUCCUUGACAGUCACAGUAAGCAAAAGAAAGAAAACAAAUGGCAUCCAGAAUAUUGUGACCAUGGAGAACUAUCCCAGGUAUGCUGUGUGCCAAAAUAUGAGUCCAGGAGCCAUAACAGUAUGGAAUAUUGUGAAAUCAAAAUGUAAACACAAUGCUGUUAGAGUGGAGAAGGGGCUGUUAGAGAACACGGAUGUCGUGCUGGUGAGAGACAUGAAACUUUUUGUCCUUACAGACAAAGGAAUGUCCUCCUUUACCGACCCCCCGAGACCCAUUUUCCAGACCCUGUUGGUUUAUGAUCUCCUGAAAAAGAAGUACAUAAAGAAGCAGACAGGCCUUUACAUCAUUCCUUGCCAAAGUAAUGAGUACAGGAUCCUUGAAGGAGGCCUUCUGCUUGGUCUCUCAGAGAACAGAGACCAUUUUAUUACUUGGAAUUUGGAAACUGGAUUCAUUAAAGAUCGAAUAAGACCAGAAUACAAAGACAAAUUCUCCUUCCACGCUGCCCAACCUAACCAUGCGUUGUCCAAAGAAAACAUGGAACUAUACAAAGAAGUCUUGUCCAAAAGAACCACAGCAGUGUUAUGUCCUCCAUGGGAAAGGCGGAAUGAAAGUAAAACAGGAAAGAAAAGACGAUGGGAAAAGGCAGCGAAAGCAGAGAUGGAGAAGCUGCAGAUGCUUGUGAAUGAGAAGAGCAAUGCUAUUGACCAGUACCUCCUGAGUGGAGACCAAAAGGUGGCUGUUUGUUCCUACUACGCACAUCACUUGUCAGUGUUCAGUUUGGAAAGCAUGUCCCAUCUCCACACUAUUGAGAGUAGAGAGUCCAUGCUUUUCUUACACAGUGCUGCCUUAACCUAUGAUGGUCUUUACCUGGUACUCACCAAUUACAAUGAGGAGGAAAAAGUCAGCUAUGUAACACUGUGGAAUUUAAAGUCUGGAAAGGUUCAGAAAAGAUUAAAAAAUGAACCAAAUGUCUGUUGCAUAGCCAUUACUGAUGAUGCAAGUAGAAUAAUAUUUGGAGAGAUGGUGGAAAACAGGAUUAAGAUUUGGGAUCCAUUUAAGCACGGGCACAAGUUAAUUCAAGGUUAUGAAGGUCUUCAUCUGACUGUGAACAGCAAACUACACAUAUUAGAAGGGACAAAGGCCAUCCUGCUUGCAGGUGAAGUCAGCCUCUGGGACUUGGAAAGUGGCACGCUUAUAUCCAUCUUUACCCCAGACAGCAAGAUCUCCUACCUAACUGUUGCCUUUGACAGACAGACGAUACUUUUAGGCUUAAGUGACAGCACAACUCUCAUCACCUUGAAAAUGGUGAGCAUCACCAAUGCUGGAAGUUCAACAGGAAAAGAUUUAUUUGGAGAAGAAUCUACAAGCAGCGAAGAAGAACAUGAAAAUAGUUAAGAAAACCAUUCUGAACAGAAUACAACACAUCAGGUAUAUAAACUUAAAACGCAAGUACUGCACACAGUACAACUUA